AUGAAGAGAGAGCGAGAGAAAGGGAGAGAGAUGAGAGGGGGAAGACGAAGGCCGAAAGAUUCCAUACCUGAGCGACCCUCUGUCGACCCUCGACAGUUCACAGCCACCACCAAUCACCGCGAUAGCAGAGACUUUGACGCAAGCUUCUGCAGCAGCCACCCUUCUCCUCAUCCGGCAUCGGCCGCGCCACCUCCUCCAUUCCCGUCAACGAUCACUCGUACCAAUCCAACGCCAUCCGUACCAUCAACACUUAUCUUUCCUUCCACUCCUUCCCCUUCUCCCUCCGCCAAAGAUAUUACCGAAACCCUCCGUUUCCUCUGCCACCGUCUCGGUUGGCCCGAUCUUAACAAACUCGAAGAAGACCUCCCUCUCCUACUAAAACACCUAAAUUGCCCUAUCAAACUUAACAAAUCCGCCCUCAAAGCCCCCGGUACCCCUCAUACUUGGCUCUCCCUCCUCGCCGUCAUCCACUGGCUUGUCCAGAUCGCUCUCUACAGCGAUCAUGUCUCCUCUUUAGACUCCAACACUAGCAAUUUUCUCGGUGACAACAAGCUCCUUCUCUAUGCGCUCGACAGCUACUCGCUCUAUAUCCGUGGUGAAGACGAUGCCAUCGAUGACCUGGACCACGAAUUCACUGAGAAGAUGGAGCAGGAGAAGAAUGCCGCUGCCGAGAAGGUUAGGUUAAUGGAGGGAGAGGUCGUGAAUCUCACGGCCGAGAUUGAAGCACUGAGGACGGCGCCGUCCGCGAGUGUAGAGCGAGAGAAAGAUAAGUCACUGUUGGAGAAGGAUGUUCAGAAAUUUCAUACUAGUAUUGAGGAGAUCUCGAACGGGAUUUUGCUGGUGGAGACGGCUUUGAAGGAGAAGGAGAAAGAGUUGGAGACAAAGGUUAAGGAGAAUCAGAGGAUUUGUGAGGAGAAUGAGGAGUUGAAGACGAGUAUUGAUCUGCAGACUGUGAAUGCUAGGGAUGUGGAGAGGAUGAAAAGGGGGUUGCAGGCUGUGGAGAGGGAUAUUGCGGAGGCAGAGGCUUCAAGGAAUGUGUGGGAAGAGAAGUCGUGGGAUCUUGAUACUGCUCUUGGGCAUAAGUUUAAGGAGCUUGAGAGCCUUUCCAUUGAAUGCAACCAGGCUCUUCCAUUGAAUGCAACCAGGCUCUUAGGAGUUUAUUUGUUUUACACCGUCCUCAUCCUCAGAAAUAGGCGGGAAGAUGAUGGUGGUGGCGGUGGGGGUUGA
Molecule: messenger RNA, 1227 nt
Organism: Telopea speciosissima
Lineage: Eukaryota; Viridiplantae; Streptophyta; Magnoliopsida; Proteales; Proteaceae
Product: kinetochore protein NDC80 homolog
Exons: 3
Coding region: 1-1227 (408 amino acids)
Biological process (GO): attachment of mitotic spindle microtubules to kinetochore
Cellular component (GO): Ndc80 complex
Source: RefSeq, a predicted model, not a curated record